Molecule: messenger RNA, 1438 nt
Organism: Armigeres subalbatus
Lineage: Eukaryota; Metazoa; Arthropoda; Insecta; Diptera; Culicidae
Exons: 3
Coding region: 160-1425 (421 amino acids)
Source: RefSeq, a predicted model, not a curated record
UUCGAAAGCUGAUCUGUAAUGCAUAUCAAGCUGUAUUGGAACUUGACAGCUGACUAACACUCGUUUCGGUACCUUUUGUGAACUAGUUAUUUGUUUACCUGAAAAUAAAAUCAUUUCUGAGAAACAUUUGUGUUAGACCAACUAUUUUGAGACGUGGAUAUGCCUUUCGCUUUGAUUGAAACGACUAAUGCCAAGGGAAAAUGCAAGCUCUCGGUUGUGCCCAACAAAUGGCUUCGCGCCUCACCAAAUGGAAGUGUGGUGUUGUGGCCCAAUGGAAGUCCUCAGGAGCAGGAGACAUUACUCCGCAGUGAACAUAGUUGCCCCAGUAGUUCAUGGCUGCGAUACAAGUGCACUGUCAAACGUAAUCUUAUUGGAUCCUACAAUCAAGCUUUGAAGUUGCUUGAAAGGAUGACUGAUGGCGAUGUAGAUUCGAAUCAAAUCCGACAUGAAAAGGAAUCCCAAACUUUCUUACAAGAGCUUGUAUAUAAGAACACUUCGCGCGUAAAUGUCGCACCACCGACAGGUAUCCGGAAAGCUAAUAGAAAUUCGUUCCCAGUCAUUACUUCGGCAUAUUCCGCUGCAAACACGGAUAACGUGCGAUUCGUUUCCGAUGAUGAUGUUCAUCAAGUUGAGGCGGAGGAUCCAAUACAGAAAUGUUUGGAUAAAAUGGAUAUCAUCAUUAAUAUGCAGCAGCAAAUCAACAAACGACUGGAUGCAUUAGAGAAGCGAGUUACAGUAAUUUCGGAUCAGAAUACUGCAAUUUUUCAAGCUACAGUUAAGCAGAAGACACAAAGUAAAACAGAAAUUGAAGAAACAUUGUCUUUCAAUUUCACUCCUAUGGAGACAGAACACGAGUUGGUCGACUUGGAGAAAAAACUGGAGCAUAAGACGUUCAGUGAGAAACUGGUUAAAUGGCUGAGGGUGAACGUAAGUGGAAAAUGUGCGGAGGACCGCAUGCUCUGUGUGCUCGAUUUGAUGUUCACUAAAAAGUUCCAAACCAUGUGCACCUGGACUGGAGUUAGCAGAAAGGGUCCAAAAACAGCCAUAAUGCCCAACCGGAACAUUUUGGAAAUCUUUCAAAUAUUGGGCAGCGACGAUAUGGAGGUGGUGAACCAACGGGAGCUAGCAGCUUUUUUCAUGAAAAAACUGAAAAACUCCCUCAAAAGACUGACAAUAACUGGAGUGCGGCGCAGCACGAGACACGUGAGGCGACGCAAAGUAGAGCUGACAAAGCCCGAAGAAAUUCGUGCCGAUGAGGGAGAAAGUUCAAUGAGCGACGCAGAGCUGGAAGAUGGAUUUACCUACAUGGUUGAAGAUUUAUCUGAUGGUCAAGAUAGUCAAGAGCAAACGGCAUCCGUUUCAGAUACUCCCCCCACUUCGGAUAAUAAUUUCGAUCCAUAUUUCAUUGUUAAAGUAGAACAAUAAACGUAACAUUUUU